AGUGUUAUGGUCCUCCCUCAGUCUCCUCACUUCACCGCUCGCCGUCCUCCAGUCAACACAGGUCGGGGCCUCCAGAUCGUAUUUAAUAAACUAGUCUAGUCGACCUACACACAAACCCAUACAUCAUGAGGGAAAUUCUUCAUCUCCAGACCGGCCAGUGCGGUAACCAGAUUGGAUCAAAGUUCUGGGAGAUCAUCAGUGACGAGCACGGCAUCGACCCCAACGGCGUGUACCAGGGAGUGAGCCGAGACAUCGAGGAGCUACAGCUUGAGAGAAUCAAUGUUUACUUCAAUGAGGGUUCUGGCUAUCACCACUACGUCCCCCGCGCCAUCCUCGUCGACUUGGAACCCGGUACUAUGGAUUCAGUGAAGGCCGGACCCUAUGGACAACUCUUUAAGCCUGAUAACUUCGUCUUUGGUCAGAGCGGCGCAGGUAACAACUGGGCCAAGGGUCAUUACACAGAGGGCGCUGAACUGGUCGACUCCGUAAUGGACGUAGUGAGGAAGGAGGCCGAGAACUGCGACUGUCUUCAGGGAUUCCAGUUGGCACACUCUCUGGGUGGUGGCACUGGCUCUGGCAUGGGCACUCUCCUUAUUUCCAAGAUUCGCGAAGAAUACCCCGACAGAAUCAUGAACACUUACUCCGUCGUGCCCUCCCCGAAGGUUUCCGACACUGUAGUAGAACCAUACAACGCCACCCUCUCCGUCCACCAACUGGUUGAGAACACCGACGAGACCUACUGUAUUGACAACGAAGCUCUCUACGACAUCUGCUUCAGGACCCUCAAGCUCCAGAACCCGACCUACGGCGACUUGAACCAUCUGGUCUCCCUCACCAUGUCCGGCGUCACCACUUGCCUCAGGUUCCCCGGCCAGCUCAACGCCGACCUCAGGAAGUUGGCUGUUAAUAUGGUCCCCUUCCCUCGUCUCCACUUCUUCAUGCCAGGAUUCGCGCCUCUCACCGCCCGUAAAGCCGUUAGCUACAGGACCCUCAACGUGCCAGAACUCACCCAACAGAUGUUCGACGCCAAGAACAUGAUGGCCGCUUGCGAUCCUCGUCACGGGCGGUAUCUCACCGUCGCCGCCAUCUUCAGAGGCAAGAUGUCCAUGAAGGAGGUGGACGAACAGAUGCUCAACAUCCAGAACAAGAACACCGCUUACUUCGUCGAAUGGAUCCCCAACAACGUCAAGACAGCCGUGUGUGACAUUCCUCCUCGUGGUCUCAAGAUGGCCUCCACUUUCAUCGGCAACUCGACCGCCAUCCAGGAGAUCUUCAAGCGCAUCUCUGAGCAGUUCACAGCUAUGUUCAGGCGCAAGGCUUUCCUCCAUUGGUACACCGGCGAAGGUAUGGACGAGAUGGAAUUCACCGAGGCAGAGUCCAACAUGAACGACUUGGUGUCCGAGUACCAGCAGUACCAGGAAGCCACCAUAGACGACGAGGAGGACUUUGAGGAGGAGGACGCCCAGGAGGAGACUGACUAACUGGUCUCUUGACGUCUGUAGCGGCCACCAGGAGGACUUUGAGAAUCAUCUGAGGAGUCUUCACCCACCACAGCGAGUCUACCAAAGUCUGAUAAUAACUCGCCAUGAUAGCUCCCUGUGAGGACUUUAGUAGAUCACUUCAUGUAUUCUCAAGUUCUUAAACAUCACUCCAAAAGUCUACAAGAACGACUGAGGGUCUUUUUACAGGUAACCAAAGACCUUUCUCAAGUCUGAUCAACCUGAAGACUUCUUAAAGACCCCGACACUGGAUAUCAUAAUAAAGGGACCACAAGCAGCCGUUCUGGAGGCCUUUAAGGAGAGGUGUUGCUCCUGGAGGUGGUGAUGGCGCUCUUGACGGUCCUCAUCCAAUCACGAUGAAAUAUCAAAGAAAACAUAUCUCACUGGGACGCCCGCACCUGUCUACGUCUAGCUCACCUGUGUUGAUGAUUGCUAUGUCUCUUUCUCUCUCUCUCACUCUCACUCUCUCUGGGUUUCCCUCUUGUCUUGUAUUGUAUGUUUUUCUUUUAUUUUCUUUGCCGCUAUAAUGUUCUCUUGUCUUUAUUUUUGUUUUAAUUCAAACG
This is a messenger RNA of Homarus americanus (American lobster), 2062 nucleotides long. RefSeq names its product tubulin beta chain-like. The transcript has 4 exons. Gene Ontology annotation, biological process: mitotic cell cycle; microtubule cytoskeleton organization. The record is from RefSeq and is a predicted model, not a curated record. The coding region runs from base 126 to 1481 and encodes 451 amino acids. Gene Ontology annotation, molecular function: GTPase activity; GTP binding; structural constituent of cytoskeleton. Gene Ontology annotation, cellular component: cytoplasm; microtubule. Lineage: Eukaryota; Metazoa; Arthropoda; Malacostraca; Decapoda; Nephropidae.